Messenger RNA from Myxocyprinus asiaticus (Chinese sucker), 2259 nucleotides. Its product is annotated as disabled homolog 1-like. The record is from RefSeq and is a predicted model, not a curated record. The transcript is spliced from 16 exons. Gene Ontology annotation, biological process: lateral motor column neuron migration; ventral spinal cord development. Lineage: Eukaryota; Metazoa; Chordata; Actinopteri; Cypriniformes; Catostomidae. Bases 344 to 2098 code for a protein of 584 amino acids.
GAAGCGCAAAAAUCCCAUCAGUGUUGGUGCGCGAUGGAAAGGAUGUAGUCCAGAUCUGUAGCUGUCUGUGCCCGGAAUGGGAAAGUGGAUUACGGCUCUUCUACAGACACGAAGACCGCGGUAGAGACUGGAUACGGAAUGAUUGCGCGUGGAUUUUUUUUUUCUUUUUUAUAAUGAAAAGUAUGGGAUCUGAACGCACCGGUUUAAAGCCCUUACUGGGAGUGAAUGAGAUGCCGUGUCGAGGCUAGAGGCAGCAGUGGACUGUUCCAGACUCAGUGGAAAGCCCCUCUAGAUGAGCCAGACACAGCCACCCAGCUGCACGGUAAAGGAAUAAGGAUUUAAUAUGUCAACAGAGGCCGAGCUCCAGCCUGCUGCCAGACCCAGCGUCAGAAAGGAUUCCAAGAAGAGAGGGCAAGACCGCAGUGAGGCAGCUCUGAUAAAGCGCUUUAAGGGGGAUGGUGUUCGCUACAAGGCCAAGCUCAUUGGGAUAGAUGAGGUCACUGCUGCAAGAGGAGAUAAGCUGUGUCAGGACUCAAUGAUGAAACUCAAGGGAAUCGCAGCCUCUGCGCGGUCAAAAGGAGAACACAAACAGAAAGUUUUCCUCACUGUGUCCUUUGGAGGGAUCAAGAUCUUCGAUGAGAAGUCAGGGGUUCUUCAGCACCAUCAUGCAGUCCAUGAGAUUUCCUAUAUCGCCAAGGAUAUCACGGACCACCGAGCCUUUGGUUAUGUGAGUGGAAAAGAGGGAAACCACAGAUUUGUGGCCAUCAAAACCGCUCAGUCUGCUGAGCCGGUGAUCCUUGACCUCCGUGACCUUUUCCAGUUGAUUUAUGAGAUUAAGCAGAGGGAGGAGAUUGAGAAGAAAGCUCAGAAGGACAAGCAGUGUGAACAAGCUGUUUAUCAGACCAUUUUGGAAGAAGAUGUGGAGGAUCCUGUGUAUCAGUACAUUGUAUUUGAAGCGGGACACGAGCCCAUCCGUGACCAAUCAGAGGAGAGCAUAUAUCAGGUCCCUACCAGCCAACAAAAGGAGGGAGUUUAUGACGUUCCAAAGCGACAUCCAAAGAGACAUAACGAACAGAUCAAUCUCUUGGAACUAGACACUGACCUGUUGAUGGUCACCAAGAAUAUCAACCAGUUAGAACUUUUUGGAGACAUGUCCACCCCUCCUGAUAUUACCUCCCCGUCGACCCCAGCAUCUCCGGCUAAUACUCUGGACCCUUCGCUGGCCCACCAGCCUGAACUGUUCUCCCCCUUCAACCCUGCCUCUGUGCCCUCAGGUUAUGUGACGAUGGGAGCUGUGCCACCGGCGUGGGCACAGCAACAGUUUGCCGCUCAGGCUCCAUUAGCGUUUGGCGUCCAGUCCCCAGUGCAAGUUGCCCAGGUCUUACCGGGUGCUCAGCCUCUGAUCUGGGGCCAGGCCAACCUUUUCCCUGCCACUCAGCAACAGUGGGCGGCAAUGGCAGGGGCCCAUUUUUCACCUGCUGCUUUCAUGCCCGCUCAGACAGUCGGACCACUUCCUGCUGCCAUGUUUCAGGCACUGGCCCCUAUGGCAGUGCCCGCGUCCUUCGAGACGCCCACGGCAGCCAUGGGUGGAGCCGUAGCAGGCACCUCUGCCUCCACGGCCUCCAGUCCGCAACACGGAGAGCGCACGCUGCAGAGACAGGCAAAAAUGAGCAAGGAAAUGUUUAAGGACUUCCAAAUGUCAAAGCCUCCAGCCAUGCCUGCAAGGAAAAGUGAGCAGCCUAGCCUGUCCUGCACCACAGAUGCUUUCUCCAGCUACUUCAGCAAAGUGGGAAUGGCGCAAGACACGGACGAUUGCGAUGACUUCGACAUCUCGCAGAUGAACCUUACACCGGUCACCUCCACCACACCCUCCACCAACUCACCACCCACCCCAGCCCCUCGGCAGAGUUCUCCAUCAAAGUCCUCAUCCCACGCCAGUGACCCGCCCACCGAUGACUCAUUCGGCGAGGCAGAGGGCAGCCCUAGUCGGAGUGGAGAGGAGGAUGCUGCUGGAGACUCCCAGCAGUCUCUGGGUGCGAGCGAGUCUCGAGUAGAGCCCGAGAGCUCAGAGGCGGACAGUCCUCAGGUCGGUAGCUAGAUAGAGGCAGGUCGGGGGGAAGGACCCUCUUUAUGCCCAGAUCAACAAGGUGAAGAAGUGAAGGAUCACUGGAACUCUGCACAGUCAUGAUCAGCACUGGGGGGAGCAGGAGACCAAGACACUUGAUUCUGUGUGUGUGUGUGUGUGUGUGUGUGUGUGUG